This is a messenger RNA of Hansenula anomala, 1320 nucleotides long. It is a transcript of the gene FUS1, whose product is annotated as Fus1p. The record is from RefSeq and is a predicted model, not a curated record. The coding region runs from base 1 to 1320 and encodes 439 amino acids. NCBI's taxonomy places the organism in Eukaryota, Fungi, Ascomycota, Saccharomycetes, Phaffomycetales, Wickerhamomycetaceae. The transcript has a single exon. Gene Ontology annotation, molecular function: protein binding.
AUGACAACUACAAUAAUAACAGAACUUUCCACAACAAUCACUUCAACAUUAACAUCAACUCAAACUGCAAUUGUUAAAGGUGUAUUAGACUUGAGUAUCCAAACAUCAAUCCCUGUAAACGGUGACAAUGGCAUAACAUUUGCUGGUAAGGCAGCUAAUCCAGGGACAACAGUUUCAACAAUCACUUCAUCAUCAACAACAACUUCAUCUGCAUCUUCAUCAAAACCAAGCUCAUCUCAUAUAAAUUUUGGUAAUAAUCUUUUAACACAAGGUACAAGUGCCUCAAAUGGUUCAAAUCCCAAGAUUGGUAUGGCUAUAGGUAUUCCAGUUGCUAUAAUAGCUAGUGUAUUGAUAAUUGUUGCCUUUUAUUUUUAUUUAAGGUAUAGGAAAAAUUAUGCUCAUAGUCAAGAUGCUAAAUUACAAAGAUUUUAUGAUGAUAAGUACAAUUAUAGAAUAAGUCCAUUGAAUGAAUCCACAUCACCUUAUAAUUUGAAAACUGUUUAUCAAUUGAAAACUCAACCAGGUGAUCAAUUCUAUAGAUCAAAUUUUGAUAAUCAAUCAUCCACUAUUGUUCCAACAACUCAUAAUUCAAAAGUUCCCUCUAUAAAAGAAAUCCCACAGGGUUAUGAUAACAGUACUAAAUGGGCAACACCUAUUCAUAAAUGGUUCAACAAUAUGAGUAAAAGUGCAAUGUCAAGCAGAGCAAGCUUAAGCACGGGGAUCUUUUCACCAAAGACACCAGUAUUACGUGAAUUUAAUUUGAAAAAACAAUCAAAUGAUGAAUUUAAUGAAAAAUCUCCAAUUUUACCAAGUUUCCCAGAAAAAUCAUAUGGUGGACAUGAUCAUUCUUUCCAUUCUAUUGAAUCAAGCCCAAAUGGUAGUAUUAAGCAACAGGUUGUUAGAGCUGAUACAACAAGACGUGAAAUUAUAUUACAACAUCCAUCCAAAUUGAAGAACAAGAAGAAAUCUAAACCAUUGCCUAAAGUUCCCCAAAGCUCUACUGAAUCAUCAAUCAAGAGUCUUGCAGGGUUAGAACAAAUUGUUAUGGAGAGAAUGAUUCCAACUACACCAAAAGUUGAUUUUGCUAAAUACAAGAAUGAUAAAGUCUAUAUGGUUAUCAAGAGUUAUGAAAGAAAUUUGGCUGAUGAAUUGAGUAUUAAAGUUGGUGAGUAUAUUAGAAUCUUGGCUAGACAUACUGAUGGUUGGUGUCUUGCAGAGAAGUGUAAUCAAAAUGGUGAAGUGUUGUACCAAGAUAUAAAUAAUUAUAUAAAUGAAGGUAGAGGUGUUAUACCUGAAUUAUGUCUACAAGGGAACAAAUAA